AUGGCGAAGAUGAAGCUUCUUUUCAUCAUCGCCUUCGCAAUUUCUUCUCUCAUUUCCACCGUCAGAUCUGAUUCGUCAGAUCACCGUUUCAAAGAAGCAGAUCCCGUUCCUCUUUUCGCUAACAAAGUUGGUCCGUUUCAUAAUCCCAGUGAGACUUAUCGUUAUUUUGAUCUCCCAUUCUGUUUGCCAGAACAUUUGAAAGAGAAGAAGGAAGCACUAGGUGAAGUGUUGAAUGGGGAUCGUUUGGUAAGUGCUCCUUAUCAGCUUGAAUUCCAACGGGACAAGGACUCUGUUUUGGUUUGCAAGAAGACACUUACAAAGGAAGAUGUGGGCAAGUUUCGUGCCGCUGUUCGUAAGGAUUACUACUUUCAAAUGUAUUACGAUGAUUUGCCUAUUUGGGGUUUCAUAGGGAAGGUUGAUAAAGAAGGGAAGGAUCCUAGUGAUUAUAGAUACUAUCUUUACAAGCACAUCCAUUUUGAUAUCUUUUAUAAUAAGGAUCGUGUUAUUGAGAUCAAUGUGCGAACAGAUCAGAAUGCCCUUGUAGAUGUUACCGAGGAUAAUGAAGUUGAUGUAGAGUUUCUGUAUACCGUGAAAUGGAAGGAGACCAACACACCCUUUGAGAAGCGGAUGGACAAGUACGCUCAGUCAUCUUCUCUUCCCCAUCAUUUGGAAAUCCACUGGUUCUCGAUUAUCAAUUCGUGUGUCACAGUCCUCCUCUUGACUGGUUUUCUUGCAACUAUUUUAAUGCGGGUCCUUAAGAACGAUUUUGUCAAGUAUGCACAUGAUGAGGAGACUGCAGAGGAUCAGGAAGAGACCGGCUGGAAAUACAUCCACGGUGAUGUUUUUAGGUUUCCCAAGUUCAAGUCUGUAUUUGCAGCUGCCCUUGGAUCUGGUACCCAACUGUUUACCCUUACGGUGUUCAUAUUCAUAUUGGCACUUGUUGGUGUGUUUUAUCCAUACAACCGCGGGGCUCUAUUCACUGCACUUGUUGUCAUAUAUGCACUGACUUCAGGAAUUGCUGGCUAUACUGCAACCUCAUUCUAUUGUCAACUGGAAGGAACAAACUGGGUUCGGAAUCUGCUAUUGACCGGAUGCCUUUUCUGUGGACCACUGUUUCUGACAUUUUGCUUUCUGAACACUGUUGCAAUUGUCUACAAUGCUACUGCUGCUCUCCCAUUCGGCACAAUUGUCGUUAUAGUUCUCAUAUGGACACUUGUUACUUCUCCUUUACUUGUAUUGGGAGGAAUUGCUGGGAAGAACAGCAAGGCUGAAUUUCAAGCUCCUGUCCGCACAACUAAAUAUCCAAGGGAGAUUCCUCCUUUGCCAUGGUAUCGGGGAUCAAUUCCUCAGAUGGCGAUGGCAGGAUUUUUGCCUUUCAGUGCUAUAUACAUCGAACUUUAUUAUAUAUUUGCCAGUGUUUGGGGUCACAGAAUUUACACAAUCUACAGUAUUUUGUUUAUUGUCUUCAUCAUUCUCUUGAUUGUUACUGCUUUCAUUACUGUGGCAUUGACAUACUUCCAGCUUGCUGCUGAAGACCAUGAAUGGUGGUGGAGAUCAUUCCUAUGCGGUGGUUCGACUGGAUUAUUUAUCUAUGCUUACUGUCUGUAUUACUACUAUGCACGGUCGGAUAUGUCUGGAUUCAUGCAGACCUCAUUUUUCUUUGGAUACAUGGCCUGCAUAUGCUAUGGUUUCUUCUUGAUGCUUGGUACAGUUGGAUUCCGUGCUGCAUUGUUCUUUGUCCGUCACAUAUACCGAUCAAUUAAGUGCGAGUAG
Messenger RNA from Lathyrus sativus (Indian pea), 1773 nucleotides. Lineage: Eukaryota; Viridiplantae; Streptophyta; Magnoliopsida; Fabales; Fabaceae. The record is from the annotation of a GenBank genome assembly.